AUGGCAAAUCUAACGAGCAGUUUCUCGAACCUCGGUGAAGUCUUCACAAACAUCACGGAGUACGUCAAGUUGCAAGACAAUUUCCGAUCAAGACUGGAGUCCUACAAACCAACCGGAAAGCACGAUGAUACUACCAAGUUCCUGCAGAAAACACUCAUGUAUCUCCCUCGUGACGGCAGAAUAAAUCUCAUGGAGGAGGUGCACCAGGAUCCUAUACCCCCAGGCAAACUAACCGCCAGUCUAGAAGCAGUCCGUAUCUUACCAGGUACCCUUGGAUGUUUCUCAAAUGAAGUCGAACGACAGCAGGCGUCUGCUAUGUGGAAGAGCAUCCACCGCUACUUUCCACGCCUGCAGUCGGAGUUGCAUUUCGGCUAUGAAGACAUCAAUAGUAUUCGGAACGUAGUUAUGCUGGAGAGUCUCCUAGGUGAUGAGUUCGAGUUGUUCACUUUCACUCUUGAACCGACAGGCUGGGCUCAGCAUCAGUACCACAUGAAAACAACGGCUGGUUUGAAUACUGCUCAUCAGUCGUUUUCACCUGAGGAGAGAACUGUAAUGCUUACUUCGUACGAUGAUCGAUAUCCACUACCUAGUCCGAUUCUGUUCGAUGUUCACGCUGCGAUAUCGAAUACCUUGAAGCCACUGGCCGCGGGAUAUUGGUGUCUGAGACAAUAG
This is a messenger RNA of Aspergillus glaucus CBS 516.65, 672 nucleotides long. RefSeq lists its product as uncharacterized. The coding region runs from base 1 to 672 and encodes 223 amino acids. The record is from RefSeq and is a predicted model, not a curated record. The transcript is spliced from 2 exons. NCBI's taxonomy places the organism in Eukaryota, Fungi, Ascomycota, Eurotiomycetes, Eurotiales, Aspergillaceae.